Molecule: messenger RNA, 6504 nt
Organism: Ustilago hordei
Lineage: Eukaryota; Fungi; Basidiomycota; Ustilaginomycetes; Ustilaginales; Ustilaginaceae
Exons: 1
Coding region: 1-6504 (2167 amino acids)
Biological process (GO): phosphatidylinositol phosphate biosynthetic process; phosphatidylinositol-mediated signaling
Cellular component (GO): cytoplasm; plasma membrane
Molecular function (GO): 1-phosphatidylinositol 4-kinase activity
Source: RefSeq, a predicted model, not a curated record
AUGGACAGCCUCGAUCUGCCUACCCACCAGCUCAUCCUGGAUGACUUGGCUCUCAACCUCGCCCAGGACAUUGCCAACAUCCCUUCGGCUCGCUCUCGUGUUCGAUCUCUUUUCGAUCAGCGUGCUACCACUAGCAGAGUCACGACUGGAUCCAAGCUUUUCCUCUCCGCCUCGGCUGCUCGUACCCAGAUCAGUCUUGCGCUCUUUGCUUCGUCGAUCUCUUCGGCUUCUUACGACACCACCGACAUCAAGAACGAUGAGCAUCUUGUCCCUGUCCUUGAUGACCUCGAGCAGCUCAUCCGUCAACUUACGCUGAUCGACUUUGAUCAGCAGACCAGCUGCACUGCUCAUCCUCUGCCUGACCAGCUCGCCUAUGCGCUCGUUUCCAGCUUCUUGCAGGUCUCGAUCAAUGCUCCUCAUCACCGUGCUCGUUGUGUGCAUGCCCUCUUCGAUCUCGCUGCCAAGCUAGGCGAUGCGCUCCGUGCUACCUCGGGCGAUGCUCACACUCUGGUCGUCAAGCUCGUCCCGCUUUUCAACGGUUUGUACAGGGCUAUUGCCAACACUUCCUUUGGUUGGAAGCUCCACGAAUUCGCUCGUCUUGCCGAGGUGCUCAACCCUAUCUUGACCUCCUCCCAGACCGUGAGGAGGCUCAAUGAGGCUCUGCUUCUUCUUGAUGAUCAGGCCACCAUUCGUCAGCAAGCUGGUCGCGCUACCAGGCGUGCUCCCAAGGUGGCCGCUCUCCUCCCUACGGAUGUCCAGUCCGAGGCUAGUGUCGAUACCUUCUUCUCCGGCGAUGAGGAUGAGGAUGGUGCCCAUCUCAUUCCUCCCGAUGGUGGCUUCACUUUUGCUGAUCGAAACACUGCAGGUGCUCAAGAUGCUUUGGACUACCGCAUCUCUUUGCUCGCUCGCUAUCGUCAAGCUGGCGUGCCUCUCUCGGGUCACUACAUCCUUCUCUCAUCGAUCCAUAUUCUCGAGACCACUCUCGCUCAGGCUCUUGCUUUGGCUGCUACUCCUUCUAUCAAGCACUUUUCCGACUUCCAGAAGCUCGGUCUUGAUCUCCACCCUAUCAAUCCCAGCCGUCAAUCCCAGGCUGAUCGAUUCCAUCUCGACUCCGCCGCCAACGAGGACGACGCUGAGCAUCUCCACAGUCGUGCUGUAUUGGCUUCUACUGCCGCUAAGAAGGCUUGGGAAUCGCUGCUUCGCUUCUCGAUCCAACCUGACUUUUCCAACUCGGCUACCACCACCACCAAUGCUUCCACUGCCAACGGAAGCACUGUGGGUGGCCUCCUCGCUGCCGUCCCUCUCAUCGGCACUGGCACCACCGACAAGUCGGCCGCUUUCGGCGACUCCUCCACUACCCACACCGCCGAAUCUACCCUUCACGACCUCGAGGAAACCCUCUACGACGUCCUCCGUGCCAGCAACCGCAGCUUCCACGACAUCCAACGCUUCCUCCUCAGCGAACGUCUCAAGAGCAUCGAACUCUUCCCCGAGCUUCACCUGCCCGAGAUUCUCGCUGAAAGUCUCAAACUCUCCGCCCUCUGCUCUGUCGCACGCAGCUUGGCUGGGGAGGACAAGAAUGUCGAUAACGACCUCUUUGUUCGCAUCCGUUCUCUCCUCUCCGAAAACGCUCCCGUGUUGGAGCCUCGAGUUCAAGAUGCGGCGCUACAAAGCGUAGGUGUGUUGGUGCGAAACAACUCCUCGUUGGCUCUGCCGAUGACGAGGGUUUUGCGUCACUUUGUCACUUUGCCGUUGAGUAUCUUUAUGCCUAAUCCACGUGCAGUUAGCUCGCCGGUGCUGUUGGCUGCCGCUCGCUGCUUGGCUUCCUGCGUUACGAUUGCUCCGGGCGAUGAUUUGGUCGUUUCGACCAUGUACAGUCUGCUUAAUUACUUGGGCAGGGACACUCCAGGUGGGUUGGGCGUGGGAGGGGUUGCCGGAAGUGGCGUUUCCGUUCGCAGUGGUGCUUCUCGUGCCAUCACCACGCGAGACACGGUCGAUGGAAUGCCCAUGUCUGGCUCGCAAGCCAAUAUCUCCGCGAGAUCGGAAGAUCAGAGACGACUCAUCAACCUUGGCACGAUUACCGUUAUCUCUCGUCUUGCACUUGAGGUGGGCAAACCCGACGUGACGGCAUUGACCAUUUCCAUGUUGUUGCAACGUCUUCGUAAUGCCGAUGUCUCUGCUGAGGCUGCGAUUUUGGAUAAUGUAGUGCCGCUGGCUCUUGCUGGUCCACGCAGCGCCUACAUUGAUGUGGUUAGAGCGUUGUCAGCUGUAUCCCGAAGUGCCUUGACUGGAGGCGCAAACCGUCGUGCAGCAGUAGCAGUUGUGUCUGCUCAACUCAAACUCGCUCGUGGUCUUGGUCGUCUCGAUGAGCGAGACGAACGAGACUCUUCCGCUGCAGAUGAGAACCAAGCUUCGGGUGGGAGGAAGGAGAUUUUCCUCAUCGAGCUGCUUCAGCUUUUCGUUGAAAAGGGAAUCCAACUCCAGACGGUCGCUUCUUCGCCCAAGAGUAGCGCAGAAGAGCUCGCCGAACUCAACACUGAUCUCGCCACCCUUCUCCCCGCCAUCGCUGCGCUGUUGGAGCACAAAGACAUCCACCCAGAGGUGCAGCCUACAACAGAAAUCGUCUCCUUGUUCCGUAACAUGUGGUUCCUUUCCGUCCUUUUCGGUUUCGCUUCGCCCAAAAACUGCAGCAGUAACGUUGCAGCGGACGGAUCUGCCACUGCUGCCCCCACUUCCGUAGCACAAGCUCAAGCUCAGAUCGUGGGCAGAUCACUCAGUUCGAUCUCGCUCAAGACUCCUACGCUUGUGCCUGAAACUGCGCAUAACUACCUCGAGAGCGAUCUGGAGUACAACUCGGUACUCAAGCGAGACUUUUCCAACCAGACGCUCGAUUCGCAGAGGAAAGCUUUGAGUGCUGUGAUUGCCACGCAUGCAAGCGAUAUUCGCUCGUUCAGCUAUGCUCAGGUGACCUUCCUCUCGACGAUCUACAAUUUGGAGUGUCUGCGCUCCAGCAUGGGUCGCCCCUCGAUGGUGCUUUCCUACUUCACCAAUGAAGGGCUGAACAGCAGCGCGCUGGUAGGCGCUAUGCAGGCUAUUGCAGAUAAGGUGAUUGAAUCCUUCAUCCGCCAUCUCGGCUCGCAGGUCAGCAGGCACUCGCUUGAUCCUCGUGUUUCGAACGAGGUUAAGAACCUUAUGCUUGCAUGCUGUCACCGGGUUGCCAAAGUUAGACAGGUCUCGCAGAGUAUCCUCAACAAGCUUAUCUACGCUCUUCCCUCAUUGCUAUGCGAGCAGGAUGUGGUGACGACCAUGCUCGAAAUCCUCACCUUGCUCAGAGACGGAUGCGAGGCAGAGUUCAAGGACGAAUUCGCACCGGUGUAUAGCUAUACGUCCGACCGAGCUGGGAUCUCGUUCGAUCUUUCGGAUUCCUACACGCAGAGGAACGAGAUUCUGUCGCUGUUCUUGGCCAAGUCGAGGGAGUAUCUUUCGCUGAUUAUGGGUUUGGCGCCACUGGAGGUGCAAGGUAUUUUAGAGAGGUAUCUGGCAACAUUCGACGAUUCCAUUCUCCCCGACCGGAGCGAGCUGGGUAAGAGUAUCGCACUCGAAUAUGCUCGAAGCAUGCCCCUUUCCGCCCGUAAGGAACGUCUCCUCCCCGCACUCGGCGGUUGGAGAUCAGACGCAACUAGCUCGUUCAUCGGUAAACUUUCCGCCAAAUCCACCUAUCUCGGUGAAAUGACGGGUAUCCAUCACGCCCUAAGCAAAGGCCUCAUCGAACUCUCCAAGGACCCGAGCAACAACACAUCUCCUUCCUCCGUUGCUGAGUGUCGCGAGCAACUCGCUGCACUCUCCAACAACGUUGGUGCCAAACGCAAAACCCUCCCUCUUGCCGAGCUCAGAAGAUUACUCUACCGAACAGCAGCACUCAUAGUUGCCCUUCCCAAUCCAGACUACGAGUUGCUGCACUUGAUCGUCUCGAUCCCCAUCCUCGUCUUGACACCGGAAGCCAUCUCCACGGCGUGUUCCGUCUGGACAUGGGUCAUCGGAGCACGACCCGAGGUCGAGGCCAAGAUCAUGGUCGAACUCACCAUCGGUUGGGCUUGCACGAUUGUCAAUCGUCGCGGCAUCUUCUCCGCUUCCCUUACCGCUAAACAUCCCUUCCUUCGCAAAACCGAAAUGGGAGCAUUCAAUCGCGACGAGAUCACAGCCGAACAGGAGCAGGCGACGAGGCUGUUUACUCCGCAUUUGACGCUCGUCCAUCUGAUCGCGAGCAGGUUCGAGGCGUUGAGGUAUAGAAAUGCAAGCUUGGUGCUUACGUUGGCGAGGUUGGUUCAGUAUACAGGUGCAGCGGUGGAGAGGAUGAGUACUCAUCCACUUGCCAGGGAGGUGAGGUUUAGCUUGUUGAAUUUCGGGUUUAGGUUGAUCCAGACUUGUCAAUUGGAAGCCUUGGCGGAAUAUCAGUUGAGGGAAAGCUUGUAUAGCUUGGCUUAUGGUUGGUUUGAGGCGGCGCCGCAGUGGAGUUUCGGGGGGAAUCGGCUUCAACUCAGCGCGGAUAUGCAGGUGUUGGCUGAGACGUUGCAGUUGUUACAGAAGGAUACGAUGAGAGCGGAUCAACAUGUUACCAGUUUCCCUGCCACUCUCUCCGCCGUUCGCAUGCCCCGUGGUUUGACGCUGCAAGAUGCCAUCAAGUCGUUCGAAGAGAAGAAAAAGGUGUUGCAGCUGCUCAUCGAAAACGAAUACUCUCGGCUCUCGGUCUGGGCUAACCCGCUAAACACCCCCACUCGUGGAUCUGACUUCACUGGAUCCCUCACCAAGUCUCUCACCGAAACCUCCUGGCCCUCAAUGGUGCAGUCGGCAUGGAAAAUCAACCCUCUCAUCGCCAUCCAACUCGGCGUACGUUUCCCGCACCCUAAAACUCUCCAUACCACCCUCGGCCAUCUCGUCCGUUCUCAACCCUACAAAGUACUCUCCUCACCCACCUCUCUCAAAUACCUUGUCGAAGACCAUCUUCAACUGGCACUCCACGAAAACUCGGAGCUAAAAUGGCUCCUCUACUGGUCACCUAUCUCUCCCAUCGAAGCAAUCAACAUCUUCCAACCAGAAUACAACUCUCACCCCCUCCUCCUCCAAUACGCUAUGCGGUCGCUCGAACAACACCCGGUGGAACUUACAUUCUUCUACGUUCCACAGGUAGUACAAGCUCUGAGAACAGACGCGUAUGGCUACGUGGAACAAUUCAUAUUGGAAACGUCAAAGAUCUCACAGCUCUUCUGUCAUCAGAUCAUUUGGAACAUGAAAGCUAACUCGUAUAAGGACGAUAAUGCACAGGUUGAGGAUGCGAUCAAGCCGAUAUUGGAUCGUAUGGUUUGCAAUAUCGUAUCAGCUCUCUCGGGUAAGGCUAGGGACUUUUAUGAGAGAGAGUUUGCGUUUUUUAACCAAGUCACUAGUAUCUCAGGCAAACUUAAGCCCUAUAUUAAGAAGAGUAAGUCUGAGAAGAAGGCGAAGAUCGAUGAAGAAAUGGCAAAGAUCGAUGUGGUCCCAGGAGUGUAUCUUCCAAGUAAUGCGGAUGGGGUAGUUGUUGAUGUUGAUCGGAAAUCUGGACGUCCGUUACAAUCGCAUGCUAAAGCACCUUUUAUGGCUACCUUCAAGGUUCAUAGGGAAGUCAUUAGGCCAGGAGAUGAGGGAGAUGAAGAUACACCAGCUCGAAAAACUCACAUUGAUGUAUGGCAAGCAGCUAUAUUCAAAGUCGGUGAUGAUUGUCGUCAAGACCUACUUGCUCUGCAAGUAAUAGCGAUGUUCAAGAAUAUCUAUACAACUAUAGGCAUGCAUGUCUAUCUAAACGCAUACCGUGUCACUGCAACCGCUCCCGGUUGUGGAGUUAUCGACGUAGUUCCCAACGCAACCAGUAGAGACGAAAUGGGUAGAGCAAAAACCAACCAUCUCCUUACCUUCUUCAUCGACACUUACGGAAACAUAGACUCAAUACCCUUCCAAAAUGCCAGGAUGAACUUCAUCCAAAGCAUGGCCGCCUAUUCCAUAGUUUGCCAUAUCCUUCAAAUAAGAGACCGACACAAUGGAAAUAUGAUGAUCGACAAAGAUGGCCAUAUCGUUCAUAUUGAUUUCGGUUUCCUAUUCGAUAUCGGUCCAGGUGGUAUGCGAUUCGAACCUUACUCCUUCAAGCUUAGCCAUGAAAUGAUUGAUCUCAUGGGUGGUCCAGAGAGUCAAGGAUUUAGAUUGUUCGAACAAUUAGUUGUAAAGGCUUUUUUGGCAGUUAGACCAUGGUGUGACGAGAUAGUAGAUACGUGUAAACUUAUGCUCGGUACUGAAUUGCCGAGUUUUAAAGGGACCGCGACAAUAGAAAGGUUGAGACAAAGGUUUAGGCCCGAGUUGGGAGAGAGAGAGGCAGCCGAGCAUGCCAGGUGGUUGGUGAAGGAUGCGUAUGGCAAUAAGAGGGCAGUGUUGUAUGAUAAAUUGCAGGAGGUUACGAAUGAUAUUCCUUUCGCUCGCUAA